UUUAAUGUUUAUAAGUGAGAUACAUCAAUUAAUUACGUAUUCAAAAAUUUACGAUUGUCAGUGAAACAUGUUAUUAAAAAUGAAUUUUAUUGUUGUGGCAUUGUUAGGACUGUGCUUAGUGAAUACAACUUUAAGUGCUCGAAUAUUAUUCGUAAUGAUAGCUCCAUCCUUAAGCCAUCACAUAUUCUUUCGGCAUCUAAUCAAAGAACUGUCUUUUCGAGGCCAUGAUGUCGUCUCAAUUACUCCUGAUCCUAUGAAUGAUCCAAAAUUAAUAAAUAUAACAGAAAUUGAUAUUCAUAAUGAGAUGUAUGGUUCGUUCGAUGCCCAAACAUGGCUUGAAGCAGCUCAAUAUAAAAAACCUUCAGAAGUUGAUAUUAUGCGAUCAUUUUUGCCAGCUUUUUACAAAGCAGCUGAUCAAGUAUUGAGUGCACCUAAAAUUUAUGAAUUAAUUCAUAAUCAAAAUGAACAUUUCGAUUUAGUGAUAGUUGAAAUGUUAAUGGUUAACGCUCAUUUCUUUGGUUUUCGAGAACGAUUUAAUUGUCCUGCUAUUGGUUUAGCGUCUUUGGAUACAAGUCUUAAUGGCAUGGAUGCAAUUGGAAAUCCAGCCGAUCCUAAUUAUUAUGGUAGCUUUUUUACUGAGUUUUCGGGUGGAAAUUUGAAUUUUUGGGAACGGAUACAAUUAUUAUGGCAUCAUAUUGAUUUUCGAUUGUAUUAUUACUUUGAAUUUUUACCAAUCUCCGAUGUAAUGAUUAAAAAACAUUUUAAUAUAACUGAUAAAACGGCUUGGGAAUUGGAAAAGUCUGUGGAUUUAAUACUAACUAAUACAAAUCCUAUAUUUCAUAUACCCAGACCAAAAGUUCCAAAUUAUAUUGAUAUUGGUGGCAUGCAUAUGAGAGAACGAAAACCAUUACCAACGGAUUUGAAACAGUUUUUGGAUGAUUCGAAACAAGGUGUUAUUUACUUUAGUUUAGGCUCAAAUGUAAAAAGUAUAAAUUUACCAACUGAUAAAAGGACAGUUAUACUUAAUGUAUUCAGAAAUUUGCCUUAUAAUAUAUUAUGGAAAUGGGAAAAUGAUACUUUACCUGAUAAACCUGGAAAUGUUUUAAUCAAAUCUUGGCUCCCCCAACAAGACGUACUAGAUCAUCCAAAUUUGAAAGCGUUUAUCACCCAAGGUGGUAUACAAUCCAUGGAAGAAGCUAUUCGAAGUAACGUACCACUUAUUUGUGUACCAUUUGGCGGCGAUCAACCGUUUAAUGCCCGUCGAAUUGUAGACCUCGGAAUUGGUAGACGUUUACCUUUUGAUGAUAUAACCGCCGACACGCUACUAGAUGCCAUAACCGAUGUAGCUUCCAAUCCAAAAUAUAAGAAAAGUAUUACAAAAUUAGCUUCAGUUUUAUGGGAUCAACCUACAAAACCUUUAGAUCGUGCUGUUUGGUGGGUGGAAUAUGUAAUUCGACAUGGUGGUGCUAAGCACUUACGUUCUCCUGCAGCUGAUUUUCCGUGGUAUAAGUACUUGAUGCUAGAUAUUAUUGGUUUUGUUUUAGCUGUAGGAAUUAUCGCUUUAAUUUUAAUUAUAAAAGUGAUAAAAUUACUUUUUAAAAUUAUCCCUUUAACAAAAAUUAAAUAUAAGGAAGAAUAAUAAGCUAUGUUUAUUAGAUGAGACACAAUUUAACAUGAGACACAACAUAAUUUUUAUGUUGAAAAUUUCUGACAAGCAUGGUUAAUCUUGA
This is a messenger RNA of Chrysoperla carnea, 1730 nucleotides long. Its product is annotated as UDP-glycosyltransferase UGT4-like. NCBI's taxonomy places the organism in Eukaryota, Metazoa, Arthropoda, Insecta, Neuroptera, Chrysopidae. Gene Ontology annotation, molecular function: UDP-glycosyltransferase activity. The record is from RefSeq and is a predicted model, not a curated record. The transcript has 3 exons. The coding region runs from base 68 to 1639 and encodes 523 amino acids.